CCCUUUCCCUCCUCCUCUUCUUCUUCCUCCUCCUCCUCCUCCUCUCAGGUCAGCCCUCCGGGACAGAGAGAUGAUCAGACAGGAGGAGGGGGGGUGAUUCGGGCAGACGGUUCUUCGCUUAAACUCCUUUUCUUUCCCACAAUAUGGUGCACUGCUAAACUCUCCUGACGGAAUUGACUGCCAUUAUCGGAUUACAGCUCUGCAGUUCUGGAGCUGAAGUCGUAGGAAGCGGCUGUUGUUCUUGCCUUUUAUACAAAGUAAAGUUUUGAAGUGUUGCUGCAUUUUAGGAAGAUUUUGAUUUAUUUAUUUAGUUAGUUAUAUUCGCUUUUGGUGUGAUUUUUCUCUUUGCCAGGAAACGGAGCGCAUUACCCACAAAUGGAGACUUAAAUUGUGGUGGCCGCUAAAAGUACUUGGGUUGUGGUCAUUUCUGAAGUUUCCCUGGACAGAAGUUUCGCCCACCUUGACCAAAGGGGUCCAUAUCUUCUUUGUUAUGUCUGUGUCUUCUCUACCAGAAUGGAAGCAACUACUUCUGGAGAGAAAGAGAAGAGAAGAAGAGCAGCGAGAGAGGAGAGAAAAGGAGGAGGAGGAAAAGCUGGCCAGCAUGCCAGCUUGGAAGCGAGGAAUCAUUCAGAGGAGGAAGGCCAAGCAGGAGAGUUUGGGUGACAGGGACAGAGAAGUCUGCUUGCUUCAGGUGGACGCCAGAACUCCUGAUGGAUUGAGUGACACUGACAGCUCCAUUACAGUUAAUCUGGGAAGUGAAAUGUCACUCAGUCCUGAUCCUGGGAUGUGGUUAGACACAGAGGCUAAACCUGAGAGUCAAGUGUCCGUAGAAACCAUUGUUCCGGUUCAUGAGAACCCAUUUAUUCGCACCCAAAGUGUGUGGAGGAAAGGCAAGGAUCCAGAGUCAGCAAAUGAAGUGGAUGUAAAGGAGAAGGAAUAUUUCUAUGUCAGGUCUCAAGAACUGGAGAUGAGUAGAGGACGAGAUAUCGAGCUGAAAAUAGAAAAGUUUAGGGAUUUGACUGAAGGGUGGGAAAAAGACAAGAGUAGGGAAAAGAUUCAGGGAAAAGAAAAGGAGAACAACCAAGAAGGCGAAAAAGAUAAAAAUCAGUGGACAGAAUCUGGUAGCGAUGUACUAAAGGAGCAGGACUUCUUUAAAAUGAAAAAGGAGGAAAAAGAUACUCUUCAACCAUCUGGUCAGUUUCCAUCAGUCCUUCCUUGUCUUCGAACUAUUCGAGCUGACAACAUCAUCAUUAUUGAACAGGACAGAAAAGGGAGCGAUGAAAGGAGGGCAAGAUGGAGGGAGGUGGAAAGGGAGACACCCGAGGAGGACCAGCAAGGGAAAAGAGGGAUGAAGAUGGACCUCAGAGAAAUCCUAGCAGGAGGAGGGAGUGUCACAGAGAUCCGGGCAUCUGAAGUUCUGAUCAUCAAGCCAUCUAUCAGCCCUGAAGGGCGGACAGGAGGAGGAAAGUCUAGAGAAGAAGGAGAAAUGAGGAGCUGCUUGGAUUUAUCCAGAGAUAUGAAAUUAGAAACGACCAGGCUUAGAGAAAAGGAGAAGGAUAGGCCCUGGGGCCAGGCAACGGUUAUUAAUAAAGAAGAUCGAGGAGAAAGCUGUGAUGAUAAUGUUUUUAUAGAGAGGGGAGGGAGAGUCAGCCAGCUAUUGAGUAAGUUCGGAGGACAUCCAACACCUCCAUCUCGGUCCAAAAGUUCAGAUAAUUUCCUCCAACCAGGGAGAAGAAAAUACUCCGGAGAUCAAGAUGAUAGACAAUCUGAGGAGAGAAAGGCAAAUGGAAAGAACGAAAUACUAAGAAGCAUCCCAAAACGCUCCUUUAGCUUCUCAGAUCGAGUCAUUGGUGGUGCGGAGAAUGGGUUAGGGGAUGUGGGGGGUCAAGGGACGACUCGUCCAGAGAAAAACAUUGCUCCCUGGGUAGAUGUAGCAGGGGUAACAAAACUUAGAUCAAGCUACAAGGAGCGCUUUGGAAAGCAGAAAGACUUAAAAACCGAAGAAGAAAAGAGUGAAGUUAUGCAAGAGAAAAGUGAUGCAGAAUUGUGGAAAAAGCAAAGGAGUGAGCUUAAGAAAGUCGAGCCUGUCAAUAAGAGAGCUACAGAGAAGGUAGGGAUUGCAGAUGGAGACAAAGGAUUCACGAUAGCAUCAGUGAAAAAUACAGAAGGGAUAUCGUUCGCCAGAAGAGUACCAAUCAGACAGGAUAGCAGAGCAAGAGCUGAAAAAGAUGCUAAAAGACUGACUUCAGAGAGAAGUUUUGAACAGGAUUCAGAGGCAAGUGAGGCUGGCGGCAUUCAGAGAGAUGACACACUGGGAAGAAAAGGUCAAGCUGAAACAAACUACAUUGGUGUAGCAUCUGAAGAGUCACUUACUCCCACUGAGACUCCUGUAAGUCGGCACAAACAUGAAUCAGCUUUCACAGAGUGCUCCAGUCUCCCCUCCACAGUCCUAGACUGGGCCCCCCACAGAGGGCCUGAGUCGAGUGGUAGCAGACCACAAGGACCUUACCUCAUGCACUCCAAUUUAUCCCAACAAACUAAUGAUCUUAUAAGCAAAAAAGAACAAACACAGGGAACGACUAUCUACAUAAAUGAGAGGGAAGAGAGAGCUAACACAGCUGCACUGGAAAGUCGGAAAGAGGAAUCUAAAAGAGGAAGCCGUACUGGAUCAGAGAGAGAGAUUCCAAGACCUACAAAAAGUACUGAAUCGACUGGGAUCCCACCAGGGCCUUUAGAGGUCCAAAUCCCUAGGACUGUGUUUUAUGUUGCUGAAGAGAUGGUGGAGAGAAAAGGUAGUGAAUGUCGAAGCAGUGAAGGGCAUGACUGGGAAGGAAGGAAUAGAGUGGAAAGGAGGGAUAGUUGGAGGACAGGAAAACCCUUGAGCAGGAUUGAGUCACUCCGAGAGAAAAUUAGACAAAGAGAACUGGAUAAGCAAAGACCAAGAGAGGCCCGGGAUGUAGACAGGUAUGAAGCUGCAAACAUCUGUGAUGCCCCAGCAGCUGAGGACAGGUACAAUGGGAGGGGAAGUGAAAUCAAGAAGCAGUGGGAAGCUGCGGCUUGUGUGCAAUCCAGGCCCGCCGAACAAGAGAGUACAGAGGGAAAGUCAGCAGAGCAGACAUCCAUGGUUGCGUGUGACGUCAAACAGGAAGUCAGUAUGUUGAAAACCAACCCUCAGCUUCCUGUUUCUGUCCCCAGCUCACAAGACAGCAACAGAGAGGAAGUGUCAGGCGAGUGUUCGGCUGCUGCCUCCGAAGUUCCCUUUGAAAGCUCCCAGUUUUCUGAGGAUGAAACGGACCCCCUGAAACAUGUAAAGCUGCACACGGAUCACCACAGGGGCCAAUACGAGAGUGCAGAAGAAGAAGAGGAGGAAGAAGAAAGGGAGCUCUCUGAGGAGGAAUUGGAUAAAUACACAUCGUCUACAGAUUCUUUAGGAUCUCUAUCUCCUUCACCACCUCAUCCCAGCUCCCUGGUAGCCAUGAGUCGGAUCUACAACCUAGACACCGUUGGUUCAAGAUCAGGCCUGUAUCUGAGGGAUAGGACAGUAGAUAUCAAAUCCUCUGUGCACCUUGUUAAAGUAAAGCCAUUCAUUUCAAGCUCUCAGCAGGGGGACAGCAAAGGGCCAACAGGUGAAGACCUCUGUGGGGCUCAGACUAUACAGCAACAGAUUGAACAAUUUCAGCUUAAGGAACAGGAUGUGCUGAAGUCACCUGCAAAUACUCCUACAAAAGAAAGAGAAACAAAAUCACAGCAAAGUCCUAAAAGAGAGUUAAAGCCGCAGAGAAAUGAAGCUGAGGAAACACCAGAAUGGACCUCCAAAGAGUCUCCACAGCAUCUUUGUACUCCAACAUCUCAGCUGAAGCAAACUAUCACCAUUAACCCCUCAUUUGUACGGAACCAGUCACCAGAGAACUCUUUGAAACCCACAAACUCUGCUCCGACUCCAGCCUCCUCCCCAUGUUCACCAUCUCCUGCAAAUUCCCCUAGCAUCUCCCCAUCUCCCAGUCCAUCACCCAAGCUCUUCUCCAUCAGGAGUGCAUCUGGGGGCCAAGUAAAGAGAGGUGCUACCAUCACAAUUAACCCAAAAAAAACGGUCGGAGGAGGAGGGACGGGAUCAUCUGCACGGCCCACAGCAGCAUCAGGGUCAGCAAAAACCCCAUCACAGCAAACAAUGCCCCCCACUGUGGAUGAAUCUGCAAAAAAGAGGUAUCCAGCAGUAGAAGAAAUUGAGGUGAUUGGUGGAUAUCAGAGUCUUGAGAGGUCCUGUCUGAUCAAGAGUAAAGUGACACCGAAGAGGGGGAAGGUGUGUUUUGAUGAAGACCAGCUUGAGCAGGUGUGUGAGUACCCUUCAGAGACCUUCAUGCUGACGUUAAGCCCCCUCCCUUAUGACCUUGAAAAGAAAGAGAAGAUGCACAGUGAGGAGGCGCAUAAGGACGCUGGUGAAGGUGAAGGAGGAGCAGCUGUGUUCAAGAACAUGAAGGGCACAGGAACUGCGGCAGGACCUCGACUAAGAGUGGGUCAGUGUCACCCCCGUCUGAGAAAAAAUAAAGUAUGAGUCUUGCCCUCGAUAGAAACCAAUCAUCUUCACCAAAAUUGCCCAUGAGAUGAGAUCAUCGACAUUUAUCUAAAAAAGUUUUAUUGUCUUUUGAUUUAUUAUCGUAUCAUAUUUUUUUUGACAUGUUUAAUCUAGAAUCAGCUCAGUUGAAUUGACGCACUUCUUAAAGGGAGACAUUUAAUUUAAGGGAAACUGAGGGACGGCUUUGAAUGUUAAGCAUGGUACAUAUUUUCCAUAAAACUCAGGUAUGCACUGCUGAGUGAUGAAGAUUAAAUGUCUAUGCAACAAGAAGAAAGUAUUUUAUUUUGGGGUAAUAUAUAAUUUCUUUUAUGUUUGUCUUUCCAGUGUUAGUUUUCUCAGAAAAAUAGAUUUCAAGCAUUUUUAUGUCAUCUGGAUUUAUGUGCCUGCUGGUUUAGCCCAUACAGAUGACAUAAUUAAUUUAAUUGAAUUUUUAGUUUGAAGCCUGAUAAUAAUCCUCCUCUCACUGGGUUUUGGUGCAAUGUGUGACAUGAUUGGUCUUAUUUGAGCUUUUAUAGGUAAUUUCUGUUUACAACAUUAGGUUGUGAAUAUGGACUCAGGUAAAGAAUUUAUUUUUGUUUAUUUUAUUGUCUAUAUGUUGACUGAAUGGGUUUCCCUGAGAGAAAGCUUUAUUAACAACCCAGAUACCAGAUGCACUUCCAGAUAUUACAGCUGAGUUUGGACUUUCAUGGUGUUUUAUAGAACCUUAAAAUUGGAAUUGGAAACAAUUGUGCAAAUUAUGUGCAUAAAAUGGUUUUGCCAUAAUGGUGAAGGAAGCUGGCUUCAAAAGAGGAAAAAAAGCUAAUAAAGUUUUUUGGAAACAA
This is a messenger RNA of Cyprinodon tularosa, 5394 nucleotides long. It is a transcript of the gene ppp1r18, whose product is annotated as protein phosphatase 1, regulatory subunit 18. Gene Ontology annotation, molecular function: phosphatase binding. The record is from RefSeq and is a predicted model, not a curated record. The transcript is spliced from 4 exons. The coding region runs from base 491 to 4552 and encodes 1353 amino acids. NCBI's taxonomy places the organism in Eukaryota, Metazoa, Chordata, Actinopteri, Cyprinodontiformes, Cyprinodontidae.